UCUUGGUUUCCUGUCAUACGCUGAUGCCACACGCAGAGAAUUAUGAGAGGAUACAAAAUGCUUCUUUUCCUGAGUUGUAUUAUUGCAGGAAUCACAGCCAAGGACCCUCCAGUGAUGCAUUACGGAAUGAAAAGCAGCUCAAUAUGUCUAGAAGUUGGAAAAUUAACAUCACAUCGCAGUACUAAAUGGAAUUUUGGUGACACAGUAAUAGUUGAUGAUCAGGGCAUCAACCCCAGAUACAAAAAGAAAGUGAAGUAUAAUUCUGAGACGAGCACGCUGUGUUUAAAUAAACUGACUGAGGCAGACGGCGGCACCUAUUCCUUUUACUCUCACGACGCAAACUUCACUUCAUCAACUAAGACUCACAGGCUCAUUGUUCAAGAAACGGUGCCCAGGCCUGUUCUGAGGCUGUCAGUGCUGCACUCCAGCCCAUCCACAGGCUUCUGCAAUGUCACAGUGAACUGCUCCAUCCAGAGUGAGUGGCUGAGGUCAAUCUGUGAUGAAGACAGCUGCAGGGCGUCUCAGAGAUCGUUCGACCAGCUCAACAUCACCACAUACAACGACAACAGAACUAUUGUCUGCAGAGGCAACAACUACGUUAGCACGAGCAAUAAUUCUGCAAGCAUGGAUGCAAUUUGUUUUAGUGAAGCCAAUCCAGAGGAGGAGCUUAAACCACUUGUAAUAGUAAUAAUUAUCAUUAUGUGUGCAUUCAUCUGUCUGUGUACUCCCUGUUUUGCAACAAGGAUCUCUGCUGCACAAUCAACCGAGCAUGAGGCAGAGACUGCAGCUCCUGACUCAAAGCAAAGGCAGCCAGCGGAGGAACGGCCCCGACCUGGACUCAAUAUACCCUCAUCCAAUCAACCUGAUUCAGAGUGUAACCAUUUAGACACCACAUGGUACCACCAGACCACAAACACAGCACCACCAGAAGCAGAGAAACCUCAUGAAACAAAUACUACUGCUAUAUAUUGCCUUUUACAGUGUCGAACAUAUCGUGCCGUGGCUGAGGAGCUGAACAAAAUCAUUAGCCAUGUCGAACCGUGUCCGAAUGGUGCGAGUGAGGCAGCCUUCACACCAAUGGCCAAAAAAAAGUCAGCGAAUCCCGGACCAAUGGCGAUUUGA
Thalassophryne amazonica is the source of this 1122-nucleotide messenger RNA. RefSeq lists its product as uncharacterized. The transcript is spliced from 6 exons. Bases 43 to 1122 code for a protein of 359 amino acids. NCBI's taxonomy places the organism in Eukaryota, Metazoa, Chordata, Actinopteri, Batrachoidiformes, Batrachoididae. The record is from RefSeq and is a predicted model, not a curated record.